Molecule: messenger RNA, 5127 nt
Organism: Puma concolor (puma)
Lineage: Eukaryota; Metazoa; Chordata; Mammalia; Carnivora; Felidae
Gene: COL24A1
Product: collagen type XXIV alpha 1 chain
Biological process (GO): extracellular matrix organization
Molecular function (GO): extracellular matrix structural constituent conferring tensile strength
Source: RefSeq, a predicted model, not a curated record
AUGCAUUUAGGAGCCCACAGGACAAGGCGUGGAAAGGUCUCCCACACGGCAAAAACGAAACUGCUUCUUCAUUUUAUUGUGCUAUGUGUGGCAGACAGUGCUGUUCAUGCACAAGAACAAGGCAUAGAUAUUCUUCAUCAACUAGGCCUUGGAGACAAAGAUGUAAGACACUCAUCAUCAGUGACUGCUGUACCAUCAUCAUCUACACCAUUACCUCAGGGGGUCCAUUUAACAGAAUCAGGUGUCAUUUUAACAAAUGAUGCUUAUAUUGAGUCACCUCUCAUGAAAAUUUUACCAUUCAACUUAGAACAGCCAUUUACAAUAUUAAUUGGGUUACAGUCACAUAGAGUAAACAAUGCAUUUCUCUUCAGCAUUAGAAAUAAAAAUAGACUGCAAUUAGGAGUGCAAUUAUUACCUAAAAAAUUAGUAGUAUACCUUGGAGGAAAGCAGUCUGUGUUUUUCAACUACAGUGUUCAUGAUGAGCGAUGGCACUUCUUUGCCAUUACUAUUAGAAACCAAGUUGUUUCAAUGUCUGUUGAGUGUGGAAAGAAAUAUUUUAGCAGAGAGACUCUUUUGGAAGUCCAGACUUUUGAUUCUAACAGUGUGUUUACACUAGGAAAUAUGAAUAAUAAUUCUGUCCAUUUUGAAGGAAUAGUAUGUCAGUUGGAUAUUAUUCCUUCUGCAGAAGCAUCUGCAAACUAUUGUAGAUAUGUGAAACAUCGUUGUCACCCUGAGACAAACCAUCUUCAUACAACCAUCGUACCAGCUGAGAUACUGGAAAACUCUCCCUUGCCCAAACAAUUUGGUGAAAAAGUGCUGUCUGAGGACACAUUUACCAAAGGCAAAAACAUUCCAAAUAUCAUAAAUAAUGAUUCUGCAACAGUCCAUAAGCAACAAGAACACCAAAUACCAAAAUCUCAAUUCAUUUCUCUUCAUUCAAGGAAUGUUUCUGCUGUGGAUCUUGUAAACCAUGGGAUUCAAGACAAAGAAAUGAUCACUGAGGAACAUACUCAGACAAAUUUAAGUCUGUCAAUGACCCAUCACCUCAAAAAGGCGAAAACAAAUAGCAAGGAGAAAUUUAGUUCUUUUUCAAAUGUAUCCGACAAUGUCACACAACAUAAUGAUAAACUAACUGGUCUGUCACCAUUUAAGAAGAUAUCAUCUAUUCUUCCACAUAUAAAACAAGAAACAAUUACUAAUCUCAAGAAGGCUAUCACAGCAAAUCUACACACUAAUGAACUCAUGGAACUGCAACAGAUUUUAAACACAACCUUAUACAGAGUGACAGAUGAGCCAUCUGUGGACAAUCACCUUGACCUAAGGAAGGAAGGUGAAAUUGAUCCUGAUGCUACCUAUCCCAUCGAAAAUAGCUAUGAGACUGACCUUUAUGAUUAUUAUUAUUAUUAUGAGGAUCUUAAUACAAUGCUCGAAAUGGAGAAUCUGAGAGGGCCAAAAGGGGACACUGGACCUCCCGGUCCACCUGGUCCAGCAGGCAUCCCAGGCCCAUCAGGAAGGAGAGGUCCACGGGGCAUACCAGGGCCACAUGGAAAUCCUGGGUUACCUGGAUUACCAGGUCCAAAGGGCCCCAAAGGAGAUCCAGGACUUUCCCCUGGUCAAGCUGUUCCUGGAAAAAAGGGCAGUCAAGGCCUUUCUGGAUUAAUGGGCCCCCCUGGUAUGCAAGGUGAUAAGGGUCUCAAAGGCCAUCCGGGGCUCCCAGGUCUCCGAGGUGAACCAGGAAUUCCAGGAUUCACUGGUAAUAUUGGUUCACGUGGUUACCCUGGCAGGCAGGGUGUAGCUGGACCAGAAGGUAAUCCAGGUCCUAAAGGUAUACGAGGUUUUAUUGGCUCUCCUGGAGAAGUAGGACAACUGGGACCUGAAGGAGAAAGAGGUGUUCCUGGGAUCCGGGGAAAGAAGGGUCUUAAGGGAAGACAGGGUUUUCCAGGUGACUUUGGAGACAGAGGCCCUGCUGGCCCUGAUGGCAGUCCUGGACUUGUAGGUAGCAUUGGCCCUCCAGGAUUUCCUGGGCUUAGAGGCAGUGUUGGCCCUGUUGGACCAUUUGGACCUUCUGGAAUUCCUGGCCCUGUGGGUCUUUCUGGGAAUAAGGGCCUACCUGGAAUCAAAGGUGAUAAGGGUGAGCAAGGCAUUGCAGGAGAGCCAGGAGAACCAGGGUAUCCUGGAGACAAGGGUGCUGUUGGUGUUCCAGGACCACCAGGGAUGAGAGGAAAGCCAGGACCUUCAGGCCAAAUGGGUGACCCAGGACCCCAAGGACCAUGUGGCCCUCCAGGACCAGAGGGUUUUCCAGGAGAUAUUGGGAUUCCUGGACAAAAUGGCCCUGAAGGAUCUAAGGGACUCCUUGGAAAUAGGGGACCUCCAGGACCUCCUGGUCUCAAAGGACCUCAGGGAGAAGAAGGACCAGUUGGACUCUUUGGAGAACUGGGACCAAGAGGAAAACCAGGUCAAAAGGGGUAUGCAGGUGAACCAGGACCAGAAGGCUUAAAGGGAGAAGUAGGAGAUCAAGGAAACGUUGGAAAGAUUGGUGAAACAGGACCUGUCGGUUUACCUGGAGAAGUUGGGAUUACUGGAAGCAUUGGUGAAAAGGGAGAACGUGGAAGUCCAGGUCCACAAGGUCCCCAGGGGGAAAAGGGUGUCAUGGGAUAUCCAGGUCCUCCCGGGGAUCCAGGACCCAUUGGUGCCCUGGGAUUACCUGGUCAUGUGGGAGCAAGAGGACCACCUGGAAGUCAAGGUCCUAAAGGACAAAGAGGACCAAGAGGACCAGAUGGUCUCAUAGGGGAACAAGGUAUACAAGGUUCCAAGGGUGAAAAAGGAGAUCAAGGAAAAAGAGGGCCUUAUGGUCUUACUGGUAAGACUGGAAACCCUGGAGAGAGAGGAAUUCAAGGGAAACCAGGUUUACAAGGACCCCCUGGGAGUACAGGAGACAGAGGACUUGAAGGAGAACCAGGACCACGAGGAUUGCCAGGUGAUGCUGGACCCCCUGGAGAAACGGGUGCUGAGGGCCCUUCAGGUAUUGAGGGAGAAGCAGGUCUGCAAGGUGAACCAGGUGCAAAGGGAAAUGCUGGACCUACAGGCAAUGUUGGAGUUGCUGGAGAACCAGGGUUACGGGGUGAACCAGGAGCACCUGGAGAAGAAGGUCUCCAAGGAAAAGAUGGAUUAAAGGGAAACCCAGGAGGAAGGGGUCUUCCUGGAGAAGAUGGAGAAAAAGGAGAGACGGGCUUACCAGGGGCUUCAGGACCCUUGGGUGGACCAGGUCUGAUGGGUCCUCCGGGAUCUGAAGGAAUUGUGGGAAUUCCAGGGCAAAGAGGUCGCCCAGGCAAAAAGGGUGAAAAAGGACAAAUAGGGCCCACCGGAGAAAUCGGAAGCAGAGGUGCUCCCGGACAAAUUGGGGAAAGUGGUCCUAAGGGGGCCAGAGGAACGAGAGGUGCUGUGGGACAUUUAGGAUUGAUGGGACCUGAUGGAGAACCAGGAAUUCCAGGAUAUAGGGGCCACCAGGGCCAGCCAGGCCUUUCUGGGCUGCCAGGACCUAAAGGAGAAAAGGGUUAUCCAGGAGAAGAUAGCACAGUGCUAGGACCACCUGGGCCUCGAGGUGAACCAGGUCCUGUGGGGGAACAAGGAGAGAGAGGAGAGCCUGGAGCAGAGGGCUAUAAGGGUCACAUGGGUAUACCAGGACCAAGAGGUGCUACUGGACAACAAGGGCCCCCAGGUGAGCCAGGUGACGAGGGUGAACAAGGACUAAAAGGAGAGAGAGGAUCUGAAGGUCCUAAAGGGAAAAAAGGCACUCCUGGCCCUGCUGGGAAACCUGGGAUUCCUGGUCUUCCAGGCCUACCUGGGCCAAAAGGCAUGCAAGGAUACCAUGGAGCCGAUGGCAUUUCAGGAAACUCUGGAAAAGUUGGGCUACCAGGAAAACAGGGACUUCCUGGCACCAGAGGCAGCCCAGGAAGAGCAGGACCAGCUGGGUCUCCAGGUCCUCGAGGAGCCAAGGGGCCAUCAGGCCUUCCAGGAAGCCCAGGGGUUCCAGGCCCAAAGGGCGAACAAGGACUACCUGGACAACCUGGAAUUCAAGGUAAAAGAGGCCACGGAGGAGCACAAGGUGAUCAAGGACCACGUGGAGAGCCUGGCCUUAAAGGGCAGCCUGGAGAACAUGGUGUCCAAGGUUUGACAGGUUUCCAAGGAUUCCCAGGCCCCAGGGGUCCUGAGGGAGAUGCUGGCAUCAUUGGAAUAUCAGGUCCUAAAGGUCCCGUUGGACAGAGAGGAAACACUGGCCCCUUUGGCAAAGAAGGUAUAAUAGGCCCAACAGGUAGAACUGGACCCAGAGGUGAAAAAGGCUUUAGAGGUGAAACUGGUCCCCAAGGGCCAAGAGGUCAACCAGGGCCUCCAGGUCCACCUGGAGCACCUGGCCCAAGAAAACAAAUGGAUAUCAAUGCUGCUAUUCAAGCCUUGAUUGAAUCACAUGCUGCCCUACAGAUGGAGAACUACCAAAAUACUGAAGUGACUCUAAUUGACUACGGUGCAGAGAUAUCCAAAACCCUGAACUACCUUAGCAAUUUACUGCACAGCAUCAAGAAUCCUCUUGGCACACGAGAUAACCCAGCACGAAUCUGCAGAGAUUUGCUUAACUGUGAACACAAAGUAUCAGAUGGAAAAUACUGGAUUGAUCCAAAUCUUGGAUGCCCUUCAGAUGCCAUUGAGGUUUUCUGCAAUUUCAGUGCUGGUGGUCAGACAUGUUUAUCUCCUGUUUCUGUAACAAAGUUGGAGUUUGGAGUUGGAAAAGUCCAGAUGAACUUCCUUCACUUACUGAGCUCAGAAGCCACCCAUAUCAUCACUAUUCACUGUCUAAACACACCAGUGUGGACAAGUGCUCAGUCAAGUGGCUCAGGAUUACCUAUUGGCUUCAAGGGAUGGAAUGGCCAGAUUUUUGAAGAAAACACUCUACUUGAACCUAAGGUGCUUUCAGAUGACUGCAAGAUUCAAGAUGGCAGCUGGCAUAAGGCAAAAUUCCUUUUUCACACCCAGGACCCUAAUCAGCUUCCAGUAAUUGAAGUACAAAAACUUCCUCAUCUCAAAACUGAAAGGAAGUACUACAUUGAAAGCAGUUCUGUAUGCUUUCUCUAA